AUGGACACGGACAUCAAAAUAAUGGAGGUCAUCGUUCCUCUUCUAAUAGAGAGAGAUGUAGGCAGCAAAUUGAGGAUCAACAGCCUCAUGCAAUUCCCUAGAGAGAAAUACAACAACUACCUAGCGAAUCAAGGGAAUCCAGCCGAAAAAAUGAAGACCACGUUAGAUGACAAUUGGUAUAGCAUAUUAGACGAUCUGGCGAAUUCAAGGCCUGGCUUGCUGGAUAGUGAUUCCAUACUCACCUCCAAUAUCAACAUGGAUCCUCAGAAUAUUGCCUGUGAGGACGACACGUGUCCUUAUUACGCCAAUUGCAUUUCAUCGGUGGAUGGACGUUCUCCGGUAUGCAGAUGCAAGACGGGUUUCCAGGAUCUCGACCUAAAUUUCCCUGGUCGGGCUUGUGGAACUCAGUGCACGGAUAGCUAUUGCUCGAAUCGAGGAAAUUGUUCGCACAACAUAGAGACCCUUAUGCGCACUUGCAGUUGUAACCCGACGGUGAUAGGAGAAAAUUGUGAAACUCCUCUUGGCUUGAUCUUCGGGUUGGUGGCUGGUGUUCUAGUGGUCACGAUCUCCACAUUCAGCGUCACUUACUUCGUUCACAGAUUCAUUGCUCGAAGGAAAGAAAGGUACAUGAUCGAAGAUACGGACCCAGAGAGUCAGGAUGACUUUGUACUCGAAAGCGUUCCCAAUGAGAACUCUUCCUGGGAGUUGCAGUACCAAUGGGCGAGAUGUACCACCCAAGGACCCCUCCUCCAAGAAUCUCCUCUGGAUCCUAGAGAAAAGCAGGAGUUUUCUGGAAGUACAUGUUCGGAGAUACGGACCCAGAAAUUAAUGAAGAUGAUUUUGUCCUCGAAUGCGUUUCCCAAUAAGAACUGUUCCUGGGAAUUGGACAACCAAUGGGCGCGAGCUACCACCCAAGAAUCCCUCCUCCAGGAACCUCUUCUGGACCCGAAGAAAAAGGUAGAAACUUCGUCCGAGAAGUUGAGUCCCGAGUGA
Messenger RNA from Darwinula stevensoni, 993 nucleotides. Lineage: Eukaryota; Metazoa; Arthropoda; Ostracoda; Podocopida; Darwinulidae. The record is from the annotation of a GenBank genome assembly.